AUGGAAUCAAAUACAUCAAAUGUUUGUUCAUCACAAGCCAAUGCAACCACAAAGCCGAAAGAAGAUAACCGGUAUUCGAUUUCUUGUGGAUCGAAAAGGACUUUCAAGACAAUGGCUAGUGAAGGAGAAAGAUCAUUAGUUUGUGUUGACAAUCAUCUAAUGGCGGAGAGGAAGAGAAGAGAGAAGCUCAAUCAACGGUUUAUCGAACUUUCAGGACUCAUCCCCGGCCUGAAAAAGCUUGACAAGGCAUCUUUGAUUGAAGACGCAAUUAAUUAUAUCAAAGAACUCGAAAAGAAGUUAAAUAUGAAAAGGACUAGUAGUAAUUCCGCAAAUUAUCAGAAUGAAAGUUUAUCAAGAAAGACAUCGCCAAACAUCGAAGUUAAUAUGAUCGAAAAGAAUGUGUUAGUGAAGGUGCAUUGCGAAGCCAGAAAAGGCAUACUCGCAAAGAUACUCGAAGAAAUAGAAAAACUACAUCUUGUUCUCUCUGCAGUUAGCACAAUGCCAUUCACUGCAUCAUGUAUUUGUGUUACUAUCACAGCAAAGUUUGAAGAAGGGUAUUCAAUGAAUGUGAAUGAACUUAUGAAGAAGUUGAGCUCAUCAUUCAUCAAUUUCUUGUAA
This is a messenger RNA of Dioscorea cayenensis subsp. rotundata (Guinea yam), 618 nucleotides long. Its product is annotated as transcription factor bHLH25-like. The transcript has 3 exons. The record is from RefSeq and is a predicted model, not a curated record. The coding region runs from base 1 to 618 and encodes 205 amino acids. Gene Ontology annotation, molecular function: protein dimerization activity. Lineage: Eukaryota; Viridiplantae; Streptophyta; Magnoliopsida; Dioscoreales; Dioscoreaceae.